Messenger RNA from Suillus subaureus, 525 nucleotides. RefSeq lists its product as uncharacterized. The annotation marks the transcript as partial. The transcript has 2 exons. Gene Ontology annotation, cellular component: nucleolus. Gene Ontology annotation, molecular function: protein kinase binding; protein kinase inhibitor activity; double-stranded RNA binding. NCBI's taxonomy places the organism in Eukaryota, Fungi, Basidiomycota, Agaricomycetes, Boletales, Suillaceae. Gene Ontology annotation, biological process: negative regulation of protein kinase activity. The record is from RefSeq and is a predicted model, not a curated record.
UCACAUUCCGCCUCACCCGCUCCUGAUCAGGCUAGGAGACGUCAUGUGCUCACCGCUGUCGAACGCCAGCGGUCACAGCUUGAUCGACUCCUCAAGGAUCCCUCGAAGCCUGCUUAUGUGCCUCCUGCACCAAAGGAGAAGACUAUUCGUCCGGCUCGCGAGAUGAUGAAGAAUGUUCAGGGAUCAAGUGCUGGUGCUGGAAGUGGCGAGUUUCACGUAUACAAGGCCAGUAGACGCAGAGAAUACGAGCGACUAAAGAUGAUGGAAGAUGAAGCAAGAAUAGAAUCUGAAACAGCAGAGUUUGAGAGAAGGCGGAAAGAAGCGGAGGAUACAGCUGAAGCCAAGACAGCCAAAAACCGAGCCAAGCGACAAAAGAAGAAGGAAAGAGCAAAAGUUAAGCCAUCAGAGAAAGGCGACGGGAAGGAUGACACGCAAGAAGCUCCAUUGAAGAAAAGACGAUUGGUGAAUGGAAAGGAACUCGUGUUUAGGAAACCUGGGGAGGAGAGCGACGAAGAGGAGGUGGAU